Molecule: messenger RNA, 1944 nt
Organism: Triticum aestivum (bread wheat)
Lineage: Eukaryota; Viridiplantae; Streptophyta; Magnoliopsida; Poales; Poaceae
Exons: 12
Coding region: 217-1371 (384 amino acids)
Source: RefSeq, a predicted model, not a curated record
GAUUUGUUUAAGCCCAUUUCGGAAUAAUGGGCCAUUAGAUUAGGCGCACCUCCUUCUAGAACCCUCCAGAACCUUCCUCCUACCCCGCCUCCCCGUCCCCCCCACUCCGGCGAGGAGCGCCGACGCCCUCCUCCUCCGUGGCGCCCUUCCCCUCCCGCGGUGGGGGCUGCCUACACCCAGGGACGGCCGGGGCCGGCGGCGGCGGCGCCGGGAGGGAUGAAGUACCCGCCCAUCCCGCCGCGCCGGGCCGCCUCAUGCGGCUGCGGCUACCUGGCCGCCUUCGUCGCGCUCAUCGUCAUCACCUCGCUCCAGAUCCAGCACCACCACCUCAAGGUGGAUCUCGGCAGGUCCGACUACGCCGCGGCCACGGCCACGCAGCAGCGGCGCCGGGAGGGGGGGAACGGCGCGGCGGCCCGCUGGAACUGGAACCGGAGGACCGGCGCCGAGGGCCUGCCGCGCGGGAUCGUCCAGACCAGCUCCGACAUGUUCCUCCGCCCGCUCUGGGACCCCGCCGCCAACCGCGCCAUCCCCAAGAAUAAGAAUGACAGACACAAAGCUCUCCUGGCGAUGGCGGUCGGGAUCUCUCAAAUGCAGAAUGUGGACGUGAUGGCUCGUAAGUUUCUGAAUGAGAGCUACACGGUCAUGCUGUUCCAUUAUGACGGGAACGUGGAUGGGUGGCGUAGCCUCGAGUGGAGCGAUAAGGCCAUACACAUUGUUGCGCCCAACCAAACUAAAUGGUGGUUUGCCAAGCGUUUUCUGCAUCCUAGUGUCGUGGCUAUCUACGAUUUCAUCUUUUUAUGGGACGAAGACCUUGGGGUGGAAAAUUUUGAUCCGAGGAGAUAUAUUGAUAUAAUGGUUUCCGAAGGCUUAGAAAUCACGCAACCUGCAUUGGAUCCUGAUCUAUCAACAGAUAUUCACCACCGCAUCACAAUCCGCAACAAGAUGACAAAAGUGCAUAGGAGAGUAUAUGACAAUCGUUCAAGCAUGAACUGUUCUGAUGAUAGUAAAGGACCUCCAUGCACAGGGUGGGUUGAGGGCAUGGCACCAGUUUUUUCUCGUGCUGCCUGGAAAUGCGUAUGGCAUCUAAUACAGAAUGACUUGAUUCAUGGAUGGGGCCUUGACAUGAAGCUUGGUUAUUGUGCUCAGGGUGAUCGAGCUGAGAAGGUCGGUGUAAUUGACAGUGAGUAUGUCGUCCAUCAAGGGAUACCAUCAUUAGGAGGGCCAUCAGAUACCAGCAAGUUACCUCGAAGAUCUUUGGAUUUGCGGACACACAUUAGAAGACAGUCGUCGGCGGAGCUGGAAAAGUUCAAAGAACGGUGGGAAAAAGCCGUAAGGGAAGACGAUGAGUGGAUGGAUCCUUUUGACGCUUGAUUACUUUGGAAGAAACAUCUGACAUGAAGAUACAAGGCCCACCAUACAUGGGUGGAUGCGUCCACAUUCAUCAUGGCGGUUGGAGUCGAGAUCAUGUGGGCCUCAUAGCAAAACAGUUAGUUAUAUAGCCUUAUAGGCAUUUUGCUGACUAACACACACCACCCUGCCCUCAAGAAGAGCUGGAAGAACAAGUGGGAACGGCGUCGCGCUAAUACAUGGAGAAACUGAGCAAGAACCUGUAUACUACCAGUGGCUGACAGACACAGUAUCUUGUAAUCUUAAUUCGAUUCUCCAAUCACCGAGGUUGUAUAGUGACAAAUGAAUAUAUGUAUGUGCAGUUAUUUUUAGUAAUAAUAAGUAUUUAUAGAAAAAAAAAAGUUUGUCCCAUUGUCUGCUGCCAUCUGAGAAUAAAGCCAUUCACGGUCAAGUCAGAUGUAAGGCUGAGCAAUGUAAACGAUAUGGUGGCAGAGCAAUGUUUUGCAUGCUCACUUUCUUGGGUGUGUUGCUGUGAUCACUGACCUGGUAAUUGUACUCCAUGAGAGCUUAUAAAGUGUCAAACUGACCAUUUCCCUC